This is a messenger RNA of Calliphora vicina (urban bluebottle blowfly), 519 nucleotides long. RefSeq names its product lectin subunit alpha-like. The transcript has 2 exons. The record is from RefSeq and is a predicted model, not a curated record. Lineage: Eukaryota; Metazoa; Arthropoda; Insecta; Diptera; Calliphoridae. The coding region runs from base 1 to 519 and encodes 172 amino acids. Gene Ontology annotation, molecular function: signaling receptor activity.
AUGUUUAUUACAUUGAAAUUUACCUGGUAUGAUGGUCUGGCAAAGUGUGCCAGCAUGAACAUGAGUUUGGUGACCAUCGAUUCUAAGCUUAAAUCUGAAGAGAUAACGGCCUUGUUGAAUGAGAUAUUUGGCAAAAAAACACAUCUGUGGAUGGGUGGCACUGUUAAUGGAGACAAUCCCAGACAAUUUGUGUGGAUCUCAACGGGUAGAAAAUUCACUUACACCAACUGGGGUAAUGCACAACCAGAUUUUGCUGGUAAUAAUGAAUAUUGUGCUCAAACUGGCUGGACCAACGCAAUGGAAUGGAAUGAUAAUAAGUGUUUCAAUAAACUUGGUUUUAUGUGCGAAUACAGUCGCUAUCAUCAGUGUCAAGUGGAAAUGCAAAAGAAAGUCCAAGAGGAAAUGAUGAAACAACAGCAAAUUGAGUUGAAGCAAAUGGUGGGAGAAAAGCAGCUUGGUCUUAAGAAGGUUGAUGUGGAAAGUCGAACAUUUCGUGAUAUAGUUUUUAAUAUUAAUUAG